Molecule: messenger RNA, 6523 nt
Organism: Felis catus (domestic cat)
Lineage: Eukaryota; Metazoa; Chordata; Mammalia; Carnivora; Felidae
Gene: PCDHB5
Product: protocadherin beta 5
Exons: 2
Coding region: 792-3104 (770 amino acids)
Biological process (GO): homophilic cell-cell adhesion
Cellular component (GO): plasma membrane
Molecular function (GO): calcium ion binding
Source: RefSeq, a predicted model, not a curated record
AAAAAAAAAAAAGAAACGAAUCUAUGAUAAUAGAAGUCAGAAGCAUGCUUACAUUUAGCAGGGAGGGUAAUGAGCACACAAAAACAGAAGGGGGCUUCAAGGGUUUUGGUUACAGUUUUAAUUUAGGUUCUACUUUUACAAGUGUGCUCACUUCAUGAAAAUGUAUUGAGUUGUACACUUAGAAUGUGUACCCUUUUCUGAUAUAUAUUUCAAAAUAGUGACUUUUUAAAAAUUGUAAACUUUUGUAAACAUCAGUUAUCACUUCUUUCUUAAAUAUAAUCAAACCCACAAGAGAAAGUUUCUUCUCAAAAUGUAUUUUAUGAGGAACACUAAUAUAUCAUUUCAGUUUGUUCUGGAAAAUGUUCUUUUACUGAAAGCUAACCCAACAGAUAUUUCUUUCGAACUUCCACUACUUAAGAACUGGAGAAACGAUCGGGCGCACUUCUGUGACUUAAAAGGACAUUGGUAUGACAGCAGUUAUAAUUGGGAAUGAAAUGGCAAAUACUAUAUGCAAUAGUAAAUAAGGACGCCUGGUGGCGCUGCAGGCUAGGAGUAUGAAUGAAAAGCUCUGUGACUAUGCCGGACGCCAUUAAGCUGGGACUCAGAAUAAUGAAUGCUUCCUGAAAGACGGAAGUAUUUUAGGUAAGAUCUAGGGGCAGAUGUCUUCAGAGAGGACAUCAUUCUAGGGCGAGUCAGUCAGAAAGAUCUAAUUCAAGGUUAUUUAACCAAAUCAUCUGGGUCGACCGUAUACAGAGGUGAAGAAACUGCACCACAUGAAUUUGGUCUGAACAAUGGAGACAGCGCUAGCAAAAACGUCACAGAAAAGGCAAGUUCUCUUUCUUGCUAUAUUGAUGCUUUUGUGGGAGGCUGGCUCUGACUCAAUUAGGUAUUCCAUUCCAGAAGAAACAGAAAGUGGCUCCUUUGUGGCCAACCUGGCAAAGGACCUGGGGCUCAGGGUGGGGGAACUAGCUACUCGAGGCGCGCGAAUCCAUUACAAAGGAAACAAACAGCUCUUGGAACUGGAUGUAGAAACCGGGAAUUUGCUGCUAUAUGAAAAACUAGACCGGGAGGUGCUGUGCGGAGUGACAGAUCCCUGUAUACUGUACUUCCAGUUAUUACUGGAAAACCCGGUGCAGUUUUUUCAGGCUGAUCUGCAGCUCACAGAUAUAAAUGACCAUUCCCCAGAGUUCCUAGACAAGGAAAUGCUCCUCAAAAUCCCAGAGAGCGUUCAGCCUGGGACUGUAUUUCCUUUGAAAAUAGCUCAGGACUUUGACAUAGGUAGCAACACUGUUCAGAACUACACAAUCAGCCCCAACUCCCAUUUUCAUGUUGUCACUCAUAAUCGCGGAGAUGGCAGAAAAUACCCAGAGCUCAUGCUGGACAAAUCGCUGGACCGGGAGGAGCAGUCUGAACUCAGUUUAACCCUUACGGCGCUGGAUGGUGGGGAUCCACCUAGGUCCGGGACCACUGCAGUCCGUAUUGAAGUCGUGGACAUCAAUGAUAAUGCCCCUGCGUUUUUACAGUCGCUCUAUGAGGUACAGGUCCCGGAGAACAGCCCGCCAAACUCCUUAGUUGUCGUUGUCUCUGCCCAAGAUUUAGAUGCAGGAACAUAUGGGAAUGUACGCUACACUCUAUUCCAAGGCAAUCAAGUUAUUCAACCAUUUGUAGUAGACGAAGUAACAGGAGAAAUUCAUCUGAAAAAGGCACUGGAUUUCGAGGCAACUCGAUACUAUAACGUGGAAAUUGCAGGCACAGACGGUGGGGGCCUUUCAGGAAAAUGCACUGUAGCUAUAGAAGUUGUGGAUGUGAAUGACAACGCCCCCGAACUGACCAUGUCAACGUUCACAAGCACAACCCCAGAAAACUCCCCAGAGACUGUAGUUGCUGUUUUCAGUGUUUCUGAUCCAGACUCCGGGGACAACGGUAGGAUGGUUUGCUCCAUCCAGAACGAUCUUCCCUUUCUCUUGAAACCCACAUUCAAGAACUUUUACACCCUAGUUACAGAAAAGCCACUGGACAGAGAAAGCCAAGCUGAGUACAACAUCACCAUCACCGUCACCGACUUGGGGACCCCCAGGCUGAAAACGCAGCACAACAUCACCGUGACGGUCUCCGACGUCAACGACAACGCCCCCGCCUUCAGCCAAACCACCUACACCCUGCGCGUCCGCGAGAACAACAGCCCCGCCCUGCACAUCGGCAGCGUGAGCGCCACGGACAGGGACUCGGGCGCCAACGCGCAGGUCACCUACUCGCUGCUGCCGCCCGCGGACCCGCAGCUGCCCCUGGCCUCCCUGGUGUCCAUCAACGCGGACAACGGGCAGCUGUUCGCGCUCAGGUCCCUGGAUUACGAGGCGCUGCGGGCGUUCGAGUUCGGCGUGCGCGCGGCCGACCGCGGCUCGCCCGCGCUCAGCAGCCAGGCGCGGGUGCGCGUGCUGGUGCUGGACGACAACGACAACGCGCCCUUCGUGCUGUACCCGCCGCAGAACGGCUCUGCGCCCUGCACCGAGCUGGUGCCCAGGGCGGCCGAGGCGGGCUACCUGGUGACCAAGGUGGUGGCGGUGGACGGCGACUCGGGCCAGAACGCCUGGCUGUCGUACCAGCUGCUCAAGGCCACGGAGCCCGGGCUGUUCGGCGUGUGGGCGCACAACGGCGAGGUGCGCACGGCCCGGCUGCUGAGCGAGCGCGACGCCGUCAAGCACAGGCUGGUGGUGCUGGUCAGGGACAAUGGCGAGCCGCCGCGCUCGGCCAGCGUCACGCUGCACGUGCUGCUGGUGGACGGCUUCUCGCAGCCUUACCUGCCGCUCCCGGAGGUGGCGGCGGCCGAGGCGCGGGCCGACCCGCUCACCGUCUACUUGGUCGUCGCCUUGGCGUCCGUGUCGUCGCUCUUCCUGUUCUCGGUGCUGGUGUUCGUGGCGGUGCGGCUGUGCAGGCGGAGCCGGGCGGCGUCUGCGGGUCGCUGCUCGGGGCCCGAGGGCCACUUUCCGGGCCACCUGGUGGACGUCAGCGGCGCGGGGACGCUGUCCCAGAGCUACCAGUACGAGGGCAUUGGAAAGGAAAUGGAGGAAAACGCCACCUUCCGGAAUAGCUUUGGAUUCAAUUAGGGAUCUGAUCACAAUGCCGUGAGUUUUGUCAUUUAUCUCUAAUUUCCCCAAAUACCGAGUUUGAGAGCGUCAUGGAGAAAAAUCCCACCUUCAGGUAUGAUUUCCCUGAAUUUAUCCUUUUCAACUUUAUCUUGCCCAAUUUUGGGAAAACUGAAUUCUCUGUCACUGCAUCUAUGUAUACACAGUGCCAUCCCAAACCUAUGCAUGCUAUUGACUUUCCUAAAAUGUUUGCUUUUGAUGGUAUUUGUCAGGAUAAGCUGUCUUAAUGAAAUCAAAUACUGUUUUUCUCUGUAUUCUGUCCAUUCUGUUUCAUCACACUGUUUUUGAUGCUAAAUAGCAAAAAUAAAAAGGUUUUACAUAAUUUUAUUUUGUUUUCAAAGGAAUACAUGCAAAUGAUAAUGAAUGUACUAUGUGAGAAAACUUGACAAAAAGCAACAACAAUGUUCUAACUACUCUUCUUUCCUAGCUUUCAUCCAUACUGGCAAACAUUUUUUAAACAAUUUUUAUUGAAUUAUGCAUACAGAAAAGGCAACGAAUCAUAAUUUCAAUGUGUUUUCAGAAAGUUAACAUACUUGGUACCAGCAUCUUGGUGGUUAGUAAUGAAACGUUGCUAACAUUUCAGGUGCCACACAGAUUACCCCUUAAAGUCACUACCAGCCCAAGUAUAACAAUAUCCUGACUCCAAUACUAUGAUUUACUUUUGCCUGUUUUGAAUUUAUAUAAUUGGAAUAGUAGAGUAUGAACUGCUUUGUGUCUGGCUGAUUUCAGUCAACAUUAUGUUUAUGAUAUUUGUCCAUGACAAUGCUUUUAAUUUUAGUUUUUCAUUCUCAUUGCUGUAUAGUAUUCCACUGUAUGAAUAUUUUACAAUUUAUGACCCAUCCCACUAUAGACGGAUAUUUGGGUUGGUGCACAGUUUGCCUGUUUGAAUAGUACUACUUUGAACAUUCUCAUACACGUCCUUUGGCAAACAUGUAUAUGCAUUUCUGUUGGUAUAUACCUAGGGGUGAAAUUGCUGCUCAUUUAGUAAGUACAUGUUCCCUUUUUGUAGAUUCUUCCAAAUAGUUUCCAAAGUGGUUGUACCAGUUUACACUGCUCUCAGUACUGUCUGGAUGUACCAGUUCCUCCAUAUUUUUGCCAACACUUUCAUUUUAUCCCAUUGGAAAGUACCUUUAAACCUUUUAUCUGUAGUCCUUUUUAUAUUCUUUUUUUAUUACUAAAGAGUAUGUUUGUAACCUUUUCAUAAAGUCUAAACAAUUUCCUUAAUUUCCUGCUACUGUUGUCUAGUACCUAGCACACUUAAAACUUCUCUCAUUCAUCCUUUACAUAGAGCUCUGUCACUAUUUUCCAGUACUUCCCUGAACAAGCUGAAACCCUCCAUUUAUUGUUCAUAACAACAGUUCCUUUCAUUUACUUGUCUGACAGAAAAAAAAUACAAUUCUUACUUUUUUCUCUUACUUCUUUCUCCCUUACACUUUACAACCUCUGUCAAAUUAACUUACACUUUUAUAUAGUCCAGAUUGAUGACAUUUUUACUCUAUAACCAUAGCUAAGAAUAGAAUUCCCCCUUUGUCUAUAUAUCUGUUGUAGAAUCUGAAAUCACUAUUAAAAAUUCACUUUUAAUGACCAUUAUAUUAUGAAUGCCCUGUAACCAAAGAUCACAAGGACACACUGGAUCAGAACAAAGCUGAGUUUAUUGACUUGUUGUAACAAGGGAGACUGCACAUUCUGGGAAAGCUUUGGUCACCUUAGUAAUAGCUCCUUAAAAAAGUAUAAGGCUUGUGUUUGGUAGUUUUGCAUAGGGCUCAAGGAAGUAGCCCUGGACUGGAAGCUUCCAGUGAAUGGGAGUAAUUCUAUUAUAGGGUAUCUUAUUGAAUUUUAUUCAGGAAAUGAGAAGAACAAAGGGAGAUUAAAAUGUAAUUGUUUUUUUAAAAACCAGCAUUCAAUCAUAAUCAGCCAGGACAGAGUACUCUGGGCAUUGUUUUGGUUUAUACAAUGUUCUUGUUUUUGACUGUGCUCAAGCAUGAUCAUGAUGUCAUCUUAUUGCAAUUUUGUUCCAUCUGAUCACAAUCCCUCUUUAAUGAUGUUGUUCUGUGAAGUUGUUUAUAUUCAACAGGAGAUCAUGGCCUAUUUGUGAGUGCCACGCCAAUUCCUAUGUAUAAGAGACUGAUUUUCUCAAAGAAUUCAUUGCACUAUAAAAUUCCUAGAAGAAAGCAUAGGAGAAAAGCUUCAUGACAUUGAAUUUGGUGGUGAUUUCUUGGCUUUCACAACAAAACACAUGGAACAAAGCGAAAAUAGACCAAUGAGACUACAUCAAACUUAAAAAAUUUUGUGCACCAAAGAACACCAUCAACAGUGAAAAGGCAACCUAUGGAAUGGGAGAAAAUAUUUGCAAAUACUAUAUCUGAUAUGGGGUUAAUGUCCAUAAUAUUUAAGAACUCCUACAACCCAACAAUAACAAAAAAAAUCAAAUAACCUGAUUAAAAAAUGAGCAAAGGACUUAGAUAUUUCUCCAGAGAUGAUAUGCAGAUGACCAACAAACAUAUGAAAAAAUCUUCAACAUCACUAAUCAUCAGAGAAAUGGAAAUCCAAACCACAAUGUAGUGUCACCCUACACACAUUAGGAUGACUGCUAUCAAAAAAAAAAAAACACACAGAAAAUAACAAGUGUUCAAAAGGAUGUGGAGAAACUAUCCCCUCCGUGCACUGUUGGUGAGAUUGUAGAAUGGUGCAACUGCUAUAAAAACAGUAUGAAGUCUUCUCAAAAAAGUGUAAAAGAGAACUUCUAUAUGAUCUGGCAAUCCCAUAUCUGGGUAUAUACCUAAAGGAAUUGAAAGCAGGGUCUCAAAGAUACUUGUGCACCCAUGUUCAUAGCAGCAGUAUUCACAACUGGCCAGAGGUGGAACCAACCCAAAUACCCAUGUAUGGAAUCUUAAAAAAGGAAGGGAAACCUAUCACGUGCUACAACAUGGAUGAACUUUGAGGCCAUUAUUCUAAGUGAAAGAAGAUAGUCACAAAAAGGCAAAUACAGUAUGAUUCCACUUAUAUGAUGUAUCCAAGUUUGUUAAAUUCAUACAAACAGAAAGUAGAAUGGUGCCUACCAGGGACUGGGCAAGGAGGAAAAGGAGAGUUUUUGUUUGAUGGGUAUAGAGUUUCAGAUUUGCAAAAUGGAAACGUUCUGGAGAUCUGCUUCUCAACAAUGUGAAUGUACUUAACACUAUGGAACUGUAUACCUAAAAAUGGUUAUGAUGGUAAAUUUUGUGUUACAUUUUUUAACCGCAGUAAAAUACAUUGCUCAUUGCAGAGCCAUAUUACUUAAGGACUGUAUUUUCUGCUCCUUUGAUAUACUGUUGUGUUUCCUGUGCCAUUGAAAAUACAGUGUUCCUAGAAUCAAGAUAAAAUAAAUUCACCAUUUUAUUUUA